Messenger RNA from Hyposmocoma kahamanoa, 1886 nucleotides. Its product is annotated as zinc finger protein 501-like. NCBI's taxonomy places the organism in Eukaryota, Metazoa, Arthropoda, Insecta, Lepidoptera, Cosmopterigidae. Gene Ontology annotation, cellular component: nucleus. The transcript has a single exon. Gene Ontology annotation, molecular function: RNA polymerase II transcription regulatory region sequence-specific DNA binding; zinc ion binding; DNA-binding transcription factor activity, RNA polymerase II-specific. The record is from RefSeq and is a predicted model, not a curated record. The coding region runs from base 187 to 1638 and encodes 483 amino acids. Gene Ontology annotation, biological process: regulation of transcription by RNA polymerase II.
CGAGUUGGGUUUAUAAAUCCUGGAACGACUAAUUGAAUAAACUCUGUUUGAGAGUGAAACGAAAGUUGGUAUACAAUGUAUUUACGAAACAAAAGUGCUAGACACUAUCGUAGUCCCUAUGUAAAUAAACGCUAGCUGCAGAAUUAACUCUUUGGAUAUGGUAUAGCCAUAGCCAAAGUAUUAAGAAUGGAUGCAAUUUGUCGCGCUUGCCUAGGCGUGGGUGCGAACGUGUCUAUACUCGCGUCUGACGACGGCGAUGGCGUGCCGUAUAGCAGUAAGAUGCAAUUGUGCACAGGCGUAGUAGUGGCGAUCGGCGACGGGUUGCCAUUAAGGCUGUGCGCGCCGUGUGUGGACGACCUCACGCGCGCGUUCAAGUUCGCGCAGCGUUGCGCGGCCGCCGACCGAGCGCUACGCACUGCGCCGCUGCAGCCCUCGCCCGUCAUCGCUCUAAAGCAUCAUGAGGAACUCGACUUUGCAAUCAAGGAAGAGCAGGUCGUAGCGGAGAUAAAGCAAGAGGUCACUGAAGAAUAUUACGAUGAUAACUUUCAAUCAGAAGAAACGCAAGACUAUACAGUGAAGAAAGUUGAUCAUCAAAAUCGUGAAGUCUGUGAUAGACUUUAUAGAGUGAAAAAAAGAUGCAAAAAGAAGAUGAAGCGAGGCAAAUUAGGUCCCAUACAGUGUGUUGUCUGUGGUUUGAUGACAGUGUGUCGUUCUGCAAUGGAGACACACAUGCGCACCCACACAGGAGAAAAGCCAUUCCCUUGUGAAUUGUGCAGCCAACGCUUUCCCAGCAAGGGUGCACUCAAAAGGCACUCCACUACCAACCAUUCCCAAAGAGAGCGGAAGUUCACUUGUGAGACUUGUGGCAACAGCUUUUAUACAAAGAGUGAUAUAAUAACGCACAUGCGCAUACACACUGAUGAGAAGCCAUAUGUGUGUCCUUUUUGUUCCAAGCCCUUCAGGCAGAUCGCUUCCCUAAUUCGACACAAGCGUGUGCACACAGGGGAGAAACCCUUCUCCUGCCCAGAAUGUGGCAAGAAGUUCAGUGAUAAGAACCUGGUGAACAAGCACCUGCACGUGCACAGUGAUGAGAGAAAGUUCAGCUGCCAUCUCUGCAAUAAAGCUGUGAAGACUAAAACUGCCCUCAAUACACACAUGAAGCUGCAUUCCAAUGAAAAACAAAACAUUUGCAACUUUUGUGGGAUGGCAUUCGCCAUGAAGGGUAACUUGCAGACCCAUAUUCGGCGUGUACACUCUGAAAAAUCGGGGCAGUGCUCAGUUUGCCUGAAGACAUUUUCUAACGUGGUGGAGCAUAUGCGCAAGCACACAGGCGAGAAGCCUUAUGCGUGCGGCACUUGCGCACAGGCAUUCGGCAGUAAGCGUGCGCUGGCCCAUCACACGGCCUUCAAGCAUGACAAUGUAGAUAAGUACAAGUGCUCAGCAGAAGCAUGCACACGCAGCUUCCCUACUGCCGUUAUGCUGCAGUUCCACCUGCUGAAGCAGCAUGCUCAGCAUACGCCAUUUGUGUGUGCGCAGUGCGCACGCGGCUUCUACCGCGCCAGCGAUUUAUCGCGACACCUGCGAGUCACACAUGCACAGACACUCAUUAAGGUGCAGAUAAAGACUCUCCACUCCUAAGUUACUAAAUUAGACCAGUAAAGAUUACAUUACUUUAUGGUAUUUAUAUUUUAUUACUAUAUAGUUUAGUUUUGGUAUGGUAGGCAUAUAAAAUAUUUGGGAGUCCAAAUUAUUUGUUAAAAAGUGCUCCAUAUGCUGUGUACAAAUUUACCGUUUAAAAAAAACCGACCUCAAAAGUUCAUGGAAUUACACCUAUUUGCCAAGUUUUAUGGAAACCAGUUGCUGGAAAUCGCGCGAAACCGGAUUCA